Molecule: messenger RNA, 654 nt
Organism: Kwoniella mangroviensis CBS 8507
Lineage: Eukaryota; Fungi; Basidiomycota; Tremellomycetes; Tremellales; Cryptococcaceae
Exons: 2
Coding region: 1-654 (217 amino acids)
Source: RefSeq, a predicted model, not a curated record
AUGAGAGAUACUGAAAUCAGCAUUGAUCAUGCCUACUGCGUUGAAUUGAUUCGGCUGUCCGAAAUUCGGCUCUGCCUCCCGACAAGAAAAUUGAUAGGUAUCCAAGACGACCACCGACUGCGGAACGGCCUGAUCUCCUCUGUGCAGCCACAAUUGACUUCGGCCUCAAGGAGUGGCCUCCCGGUCUUCGAUAUCGAGGGCGGGCUCUUUGGUCCUGGUCUCACUGACUCUCACGUACCCGUCACGUCUGGCCCCGGCGUUAAGACCAUGGCAGCUAUGGGUCAGACUAGCCGAUCAACAGGUCACUUUGCACGCCACCUACGUGCAGAGAGAUGCCCCACGGAGGAUUCAUCACUGUUCGGGACACUGAAGGCGCCACCUAGUUCCUCGCCGAUGCCCUCAAGAAGGGGCUCAAUCAGGGACCUCGUUCUUAUCAGUGUGGCAAAGCACUUCCACGAAUCGGUGGUCAUGGAGACUUUGUGUCCCCCGGUGUCUCAGGAGGAGACUGUGCCUCCUGCUGUGGGGGACACGCUGUCUCUUUGGAUCGGACCGCAGAUGGCGUACCGGCCGUUCUUAAAGCCGUCCGAGAAGAGCUCAAGCAAGGUGCAGACUCCAUCAAGGUUAUUUCGGGAGGAGGCGGGGCGUCCGAGUUAG